GUUUUGUUUUUUUCUUUCUCAUUAUGUAGCCUUAUUAGCCUGGAGUUCACUAUGAAGACAGCUACGCUGAACCCACAGAGAUCCUCCUGCCUCUGCCUUCUGAGUGCUAGGAUUAAAGGUGUGCCUUGCCAGGCUCGGUUUGUGCAUGCUGGGGAUCAAGCCCAGGGAUCCGUGCACUCUAGACAAGCUCUCUGCCAUCUACGUCCACAGCACGCAUGCCUCUCUUGAAACUGCGUGCCCACAUAUCAAUGCGCUAUGCCAUGCAUAUGGAGGUCACAGGACAGCGUUCCAAGUCUGUUCUUACCCUCCCACCAGGGUGUCUCUUCUUUGCCUCCAAACAUGCAGGCUGGUCAGAGAGCUUACAGGCCAUUCUGUCUCCACCUACCACCCCUCCCCCAGUCUUUCUUACCAUAAGGGUGCUAGGGUUUCAGAGGUGUGUCACAUCUGGCUUUUAUAUGGCUUCUCCUGAUGGGGCCCAGAGUCCUCGUGUUUCACAGUCAAAGAGAUUUACCUGCCAAGCCAUCUCCCAGGCCCCACCAUAUUUUUGAGACAAGGUUUCUCUGUAGCGCAAGCUCUUCUCAACCUUAAAUUUCUGCCUCAGCCGCUCUAGUGCUAGGAUUAUUGACUCGCUGCAGUCCAACAAGUCCUUUUUGUUUUUGUUUUUUUUUUUGUUUGUUUGUUUGUUUUUUGAGACAGGGUUUCUCUGUAGCUUUGGAGGCUGUCCUAGAAUUUACUCUGUAGACCAGGCUGGCCCCAGACUCACAGAGAUCCACCUGCCUCUGCCUCCCAAGGGCCAGGAUUAAAGGCUUGCAUCACCACUGCCUGGCUGAAUAUCUAUGUAUUGAUAUCUUGUGAUUUUAGUGUAUGUGUUUAGUGAGCAGAUCCCAGGCAAAGAGAAGAAGCCACACUAGGACGGGAGCUGGUGCUAGAAGUGCCUGUGGUGGACAGGGGUGUGCAUGGCAGGCCUCAGUGGUAGUGUUACGGUGAGCAUUUGUAUUAGGUUCUCUAGAGGAACAGAAGCAACUGAAUGUACACAUGUGUUAUAAGAGGGGAUUGGUUAGCCUGGCUACACAGUGGAGCUGGAUGGCCCGAAGUGGUCAUGCGCAUGCUGGAGAAGCUGAGAAUCUGGUGGCUGCUCCAAGGAAGGAAGCGCAGCAGUCCUGAUAGCCCGGAGGCUCCCUGUACAGUGGCUGGUAUCAGAUCCGUGUUGAAGGGCCAACAAAGCCGGAGGAUGAUAUCAGCAGCGACCACGGAAGCAGGUGGCAGCAGCAGUGACAACUGAAGCACUCGGAACAGUUUUUUUCUGGUACUGUUUUUCUCACAAUGUUUUCCGUCUAGGUUGCAGUUUGGAAGGUGCUGCCCUCCUUCCAUGUCACUCCUCUCCGAAAACAUCCCCAGUGACAAACAGGCACACACAUCUCACCAGUCUGGAUGUCCCCUUAUUCAGUCAAGGUGACAACCAAUUCCAAUCAUCACAGGUCCACUACUUACUAACUUGACCAACAUCUUUACAUUAUGCUUACUUUCCAGAAAAAGCCAAUAACAAUUGCAUGACAUUUUCCGGGAAGUCUUUUCAGACAGGUCUCAGAUGGAGCAGCAAAACCGUUCCACUCGAGUCCAGCUUGGUGAAGCGGGCGUCAGACACAAAGUAGGCACCUCACAGAGACUUGAAGUGUUGAAGAAAGCAGGCCUAACAGGGCACACCUGUAAAUCCACCCUCCCCCACCAACCGAGAGGAGCCCUUAGUCCGAAGCAAGCCUAGGCUUCAAAAGACUUUCUCUUAAGAAAACAAAAAAGCUUGAAAGAUGGAAUGCGUUGCCCUCGCCACUUGUCCCGCCCAUCCGCAGCCUUUUACAGCUCCACAAUCAUCCGGAAAUUACGUAGCUGGGCUACACUGACCAAUCGGAACCUGUAGUUCCGGUAAUUUCCAUUCAGUAAAAUUCAAGUUGGCAGACUUGACAUUUUCAGUCAACAAAUCAGCAAUGAGGGGCCUUUAGCCCCACCCCCAAAUUGAAACCGCCGCUUCCGGAUGCGAACUAACGUUUGUCUGACGUCCUGCCCCGCCAAUUGGCCAAUCAGGACAGCUGGCGGAGGCCCCGCUCCAGUUUUACCCAAUUAGGACAGCCAUCCGAGGCUCCACCCAGAGGAGGCGGAGCCCCGGGCUGCUGGGGACCUCGGCUUCCCCGCGGAGGGCGUCCGAGUCCUUUUAUCCUAAGCGGCUCUGAUCUUGGGAUCAGAGAGAUGUGCCUGCACCCGGCCAGACCAGCUUGCAGGUGACUCCAGUCCAGAUUUCUGUCCCUAGCCAUUGUUUAAAGCAACCUUAAAAUCUUGCAACUUUCUGAGGAGACUCUCACCUCCCAACAAGAGGGAGAUGCUUGGAUGUCAGGGGUAGUAGCUGCUAUGCAACAACCAGGAACAUACAGGUAGAACGUAGCCUGAGCAUCUCCUGUGAGUAGCUUCCAGCCCAGAGCUAGUGACAAGCUGUGAAAAGCUGAGACCCGUGCCCCAGAUGGCAGAGACUAAAGAUCCCAUUCAGCUUCGGCUGCUCAGCCUGGGGCUGCUGAAGCAGCUGUGGGCUGGGCACGAUGCCAUGUGUCGGUCAGUGGCCAGAGCAGCGUCAGAGUCAAACCUGGACUAUAGCAGCAGCGGCAACUUAGAGAUGCCACGGUCCCAAGAGAGUUCCUCCAGCUCCUCGGUGGCCCCGAGCUCACAGGACAAAAGACAGGAGUGGGACCCACUAGACAGUCACCGAGGAGCCACAUCUGAUAGGUCCUUCUGUGGCAAGGACAGCUACCGGGUGGACUCUUUACCAUAUGCCAUGUGCCAACACCGGGAGCCCCAGGAUGAACGGCAGCCCCCCACAGUACCCUUGCUAGCCACUGAAGGUCUGAAGAGGCCACCAAAAGGUCUGGGACCUCACGAGACACAGCUUCCAAAGUCCGUGCUGUCACGACCAAGCAGGCCAUCUAAGCCCAAAGUGACCUUCUCCCAAGAGUCUGCGAUGCCUGAGAGCAGGUGGCGCUUCCGGCCAUACCUGGGCUAUGAUUGGAUUGCAGGGUCCCUGGACACUGGUUCUCCCAUCACCAGCGAACCCGAGGCCUUCUUCUCCAUGCUGCAGAAGUUCCGAGAAGCCAACAGAGAGGAUUGUGUCUGCGACUCCCCUGAAGCUGUGUUCCCAGGCCUGCAGGAGAGCAGUGGUGUGGAAGAGAGCCACCAGUGUGUGUACUGUUACCGUGUCAACCGGCGCCUGUUUCCUGUGCCAGUGGACCCAGGUACCCCUUGCCGCCUAUGUGGGAUACCCCGGGACCAACAGGGACCUGAGACUCUGGCGGAGCCUGCGCAGGUUAGGGUGAGCAUCCCCUUGUCCAUCCUGGAGCCGCCACACCGCUAUCGAAUUCAUAGACGGAAAAGCUUUGAUGCCUCUGACACCCUGGCUCUGCCUCGGCACUGUCUGCUGGGCUGGGAUAUCUUCCCUCCAAAGCCUGAGAAAAGUUGUGUCCCCAAGAGUCUAGACCUCUGGUCCUCUGUCUCCUGUGGAGCGCAGCGCCGACAUCUGUCAGCCACCAGCCCAUCCCGCCUGGCCUUGCCAGCACAGGUCCCACCACCAAUCUGGUCAGAGCCUCAGGUUUCCCAGCUCCGUCCCGCCCACUAGAAGCCCCGCGGACUGACCACUCAGAAGGGAACAGUGUUCUUUCUACCUGUGUCGUCAACCUCCCCUGAGAGAUGGAUGGACGCCCCUACAAUGAGGCUGAAACCUGUCAAGACAGAAGUGGCUGUGCUGUUGAGAUGAGAGGGUCCAGGCCUGGCGCUGGCCCAUCCAGGGGGCGGAGACUCUGUCAGUAGUAUGCAAAUAAAACUCAGGGCCCUAUACUUCCCAUCCCCACAUAGCUUGCUUUUCCUGCUGGUCCCCUUGAUGUCCAGGUGUCCUGGUCACAACUGGCUUCAUUUUGCCUAAGGGAGACACUGGCUACCUGGAGGCGAGCACCCAGUGAGCACCCAUUACUUGGAGUGUGGCUUCUUUUUUGUAUACUUUUUGCCAUAGAGUCUCACAUGGAACUCUAUGUGAGGCUGGCCUGGAACUCACAAUCCAAGGAUGACCUUCAACUGCUCCAAUCCUCCUGCCUCCACCUCCUGAGUAUUAGGAUUACAGUCAUAUCCACUGUGCCCUACUUGAGCUUCUAGCUUUUUCUGUAGCUCUCAGAUCUAGAUAGAGGCCGUCUACCAGACAAAUGGGGUGGUUCCCCAAGGCAGGCUAAAACCAAGGUCAGUGUUACAGUACCUCAGGCCUGGGGAGAUGGCUCAGUGGGUAAGAAUCUUGUUAUAUAAGUUUGAGGACCUGAGUUCAAAUCCCCAGGACCCAUGUAAAAGCCAGACAUGUACUGAGUGUCUGUAAUCCUAUGGCGGGGGGAUGAGAGGUGAAGACAGAGGAAUUCCUAGCCUGGCUUACACAUUGAAAAAACAACAAAGAAACUCUCUACCUCACGAUGGAAGGUAUAGAUCAACACCCAGUGUGGUCUUCUGACUUUUUUAUGCACACCAUGGCAUGUGUGCACCUGCAUUCACACACACAUACACAGACUCACUAAAAAUGUGUCUCAUAUCGAAUAAGUGAGCUCUGUCCUUGAUCUCAACAGAAGGGUUCUCUUGAGGUCCCUGGCAUCUCCAUGCCCUUUUCUGGGCCCGGUUCUAGAAACGGGGUGGCUCAGAACCCUAGGAAGGAUAAAUUGAGAAGCUGAUGUUUAUCAAGCAGCAGAUCAGAACAGAGCUGGGAGGUGUUAGGGAGUAGGAUCCUGUUUCUCCCAUCCCUUGUGUGCUUUGGGUUGCAUACUAUUCCAUUUCAGCCUUGUGGGCUGGAGAGCUAGCUCAGAGGUCAAUAGGUCCUGAGUUCAAUUCCCAACAACCACGUGGUGGCUCACAACCAUCUAUAAUAAGAUCUGGUGCCCUCUUCUGGCACUCAGGCAUAUGUGCAGGCAGAACACUGUAUACAGAAUAAAUCUUUAAAAUAAAAAUUUUCAGCUUUG
Messenger RNA from Alexandromys fortis (reed vole), 5021 nucleotides. It is a transcript of the gene Miip, whose product is annotated as migration and invasion inhibitory protein. Bases 2510 to 3652 code for a protein of 380 amino acids. NCBI's taxonomy places the organism in Eukaryota, Metazoa, Chordata, Mammalia, Rodentia, Cricetidae. Gene Ontology annotation, biological process: negative regulation of G2/M transition of mitotic cell cycle; negative regulation of cell migration. The record is from RefSeq and is a predicted model, not a curated record. The transcript has 12 exons.